AUGAAUUCCACCGAUUUCACAGCAGAUUUAGACGGAAAAAAGUGUGUAAAAUGUGAAAACAAUGCCAAAUUUACAGGCGUUGACCCGAAAAAAGCGUGGUAUUGUCAAGAGUGCUUCAUACAAAUGGACGCCGAUGCUCGUGAAACUCUGAUAGUUUACGAUGGAUCAGCGUCUGGAGCGUUUCUUCUGAAUCAAAUUGACGACGCAUUGAAACAAAUCACCUAUAAAAGACUGAUGGUGCAGCCAACAGUUCUCGUGUUGGUUUCCGUCACAGAAGAGACAGAAAUUCAAAGAGUCGUCGAACGUGUCGAGGAGCUUAAGAAAGAGUUAUUGGAAAAUGUCAGAUGGUUUAUCGCACAUGUCGCUUGUUCCAUGUAUACAGAUUCAGUAGAUUUGGAUGAUGUGAGGUGUAAUGGCACUGAAAAAAUUCCCGAGUACACGGAUCUCCUCUCCUCAUGCUCUGUGCCAACGUAUCGAAAGGAAUUAGAACGGAUUUUGAGAGAGAAAUGUCUUCAAAACAUCUCAAAAUCUCUGAAAAUCUCAAAAUGUAUGGUACCGGACGACGCCGACGAUCUGGGAAGAUUGGCACUGGAUCAGUUGUGUCUUGGCAGAGGCGGAUCGCUUUCCCCACUGGUGACAGUCACUGAUAAACGAUCGGAUUUUCUGUUGAUUCGACCGAUUUGUGACUUAUCGAAAAGAGAAAUUUCGAUUUAUAACUAUUUGUGUGCAAUCGAUAAGCAAUAUAUCCAGUUUCAUAAUCACUCAAAUACUCUAGAUCGAUCGGUUCAGGCGCUCACAGAUGCAUUUAUUCGGACUUUGGAGGAUGAGAAAUUUUAUUCCACAAUCAACACUGUCUUAAGUACCGCCUCCAAAAUUCACAACACGAACGGAAAAGACGGUUCGAGAUGCGUGCUGUGCCACGUGGAGGUUGCUGAUUGCUCGUUGUGCUCCACUUGUUCAGCCAUCAGAGAUUCUUGCAGUGAUCUUCUCUCCCGGUUUCUGUAA
Messenger RNA from Caenorhabditis remanei, 1005 nucleotides. RefSeq lists its product as uncharacterized. Gene Ontology annotation, biological process: tRNA wobble position uridine thiolation. Bases 1 to 1005 code for a protein of 334 amino acids. Gene Ontology annotation, molecular function: sulfurtransferase activity; tRNA binding. The record is from RefSeq and is a predicted model, not a curated record. NCBI's taxonomy places the organism in Eukaryota, Metazoa, Nematoda, Chromadorea, Rhabditida, Rhabditidae. The transcript is spliced from 6 exons. Gene Ontology annotation, cellular component: cytosol.